UAUUAUUCAGCAAAUUUAAUUCAAUUCAACACAAAAAAAAUAAAUCAGACAAUACAACCUGUUGUGUCUUUUUUUAUUUGAAAAUUUUCCUUCCUACGAUCUUGUUCAGCUCAAGAGGAGUCACCAUGCUCAUCUGAAACAAAAAUGAAUUCAGACAAGCUCUAAAGCCUGUAAUGGAAGACAAGAAAGCAAACAUAAUCGCCACCAUAUCCAUCUUAGCCCUUCUCAUAGUAAUAAUCGUCGCCAGAGUUACUCUAAAACUCUCCAAAACCUUUUACCUAAUCGCCGGCGUCGACAUCUCCCUGAUCCUCGCCGUGAUCUGUUUCCUCAUCAUCCGUCGCCGUUACAACAGAGAGCGAAAGAUCUUAGUCUCAAAAUACGUCUCCGAAGGAAAGGAGCUCCGGAUCGAGUACAGCUUCCUCCGGAAAGUCGCCGGAGUCCCGACCAAGUUCAAGCUCGAGGAUCUCGAAGAAGCCACCGACGGGUUCCGGAUCCAGAUCGGAAAAGGCGGGUCAGGCUCCGUCUUCAAAGGAGUUUUAAAAGACGGAAGCCAAGUAGCUGUUAAAAGAAUCGAAGGAGAGGAGAAAGGAGAAAGAGAGUUUAGGUCAGAAGUGGCUGCUAUAGCUUCCGUGCAGCACAAGAAUCUUGUUCGUCUUUAUGGUUACUCAUCAGUGAAUCGUCAAAGAUUCCUUGUCUACGAGUUUAUACCUAACUCAUCUCUAGACGUGUGGAUAUUCCGGAGCAGGAGAGUCAGAGGAUGCUUGACGUGGGACCAAAGGUACCAAGUCGCUGUCGAUGUAGCGAAAGCCCUAGCUUAUCUUCAUCAUGAUUGUAGGUCAAAGAUUUUGCAUCUUGAUGUUAAGCCAGAGAAUAUUCUCCUUGACGAGAAUUACAAGGCCGUGGUAACGGAUUUUGGACUCUCCAAGCUGAUUGCUAGAGAUCAGAGCAGAGUUGUGACUGAGAUUCGCGGUACAUGUGGAUACCUAGCUCCAGAGUGGCUUCUUGAACACGGUAUCUCUGAGAAGUCUGAUGUUUACAGUUACGGAAUCGUGUUACUAGAGAUGAUAGGAGGGAGGAGAAGUAUUAUGAAGGUAGAGAACAAGAAGAGCAAGAAGAAGAAGUUGGAGUAUUUUCCGAGGAUUGUGAACCAGAAGAUGAGAGAAAAGAAGGUCAUGGAGAUUGUAGAUGAACGGCUUGUAGAAGCUAGGGAGGUAAGUGAUGAAGGGCAAGUGAUGAAGUUAGUGUGUGUGGCUCUUUGGUGUAUACAAGAGAAGGCUAAGAAUAGGCCUGAUAUGGCUAUGGUGAUUGAGAUGCUUGAAGGGAGAGUUCCUGUGAGUGAGCCGCCUGAUUCACAGCUUGUUGUGGUUGAUCUUUUGGCAGAUGAUGAUGAUGAUGCAACUACUGGUGUAAGACGUGUUGUGGAUGUACCGAGGUUGCAUAUUCAGAGGGAAAGGAAUUUUCGUUUACCAUCUAUUUGUUCUAGCAUCAUCUCUCCCAUUUCUCCACGGUAGAGUUGUUCAUUUGAUAUGUAAUAAGAGACAGUUCAUUACUAGGAUUGAACACAAGGUUAUGGUUUUAACUAGCUAGAAGCUAUCUCUCCCAUCUGAAAUGAAAUAGUAACUGAACACAACAUUAUGGUUCCCAAACACACGUAAGUCCCAACUUGAAAUCAGUAUGUAAAAUAGGCACAAUUUUGAAC
Eruca vesicaria subsp. sativa (arugula) is the source of this 1699-nucleotide messenger RNA. The record is from the annotation of a GenBank genome assembly. NCBI's taxonomy places the organism in Eukaryota, Viridiplantae, Streptophyta, Magnoliopsida, Brassicales, Brassicaceae.